UAUAAUGAGCAACAGACUCUGCAAGGCCGGAAGAGAGAGAGAGAGAGCAAAAGCAAACCAUGAAAAUUAAGAAACCUCUGGCUCUCUGUUCCGUAAUCGCUUCGCUACUUCUAUUAUCCCAUACGACGGCAGACUAUGGAGGCCGAAGCACGCGCAGCUCCAUUCUCUUCUACACGAAUGGUCGCUUCGGCCUUGAAUUCGACAUCUUCACUCUCCCGAUACAGUUCGAUUCCACGCCCAACUCCGGCAACGAGUUUCAGAUCACCGACGGCCGCUCCAUCAACUACAACGGCCACUUCCCAUCUAUGUUCUCGUCGUCGUCCAUCCUGCGCAACAAUCAAAUCCUCACCACAAACAAAGACUCGCCGCCGCCGAUCCACCUGAUCUACGUCUCCGAGCGGAAUGGAUCUUCGACUAUAUACCUCGACGCUGUCUACCAUGGCGGUCGUGAUCGGGACAGAAGAAGGUCAGCUCUCGAAGUUUCGAAUCGGGUUCAAGUCCCUUUGGUCGGGGAUCAACAAUCCAACGGUCUGAUUUCGAUGAAGGAUAGGCCCAGUUUGGUGGGUGAUCAUCUGAUAUACGCUUCGACUCAUGAAAACAUUGGUGCCCCACGGAUGAGUUGGACAGCGGUGUACUCGACUCACCUGCGGACCGGGUUGACUCGGAGAUUGACGCCUAAUGGGAUGACCGAUUUCAGUCCAGCCGUGUCGCCGUCGGAGACGUGGACGGCCGUGGCAUCGUAUGGAGACAGAGGGUGGAGUGGUGAAAUUCAAGAGCUGAGGACUGAUAUUUUUAUUUUCAGGACCGACGACGGCUCCGACCGGGUCAAGGUGGUAGAGCAAGGUGGGUGGCCGUGUUGGGUGGACGAUUCCACUCUAUACUUUCACAGGGUGAGUGACGAUGGCUGGUGGAGUGUCUACAGAGCAAUUUUUCCAAAAAGUGGCAAAAUCAGCGUUGACUCAGUGGUGACUCAGCGAGUCACUCCACCGGGCCUUCAUGCGUUCACUCCGGCGACUUCGCCGGCCAACAAGAGACUCAUUGCGGUGGCAACUAGGCGACCCGAUUCAGAGUAUCGCCAUAUAGAGCUAUUCGAUGUUGCUUCGAAACAAUUUUGGGAAGUCACUCGACCCGUUUCUCCCCAAGCCCAUCACUAUAACCCGUUUCUCUCCCCCGAUUUCAUUAGGGUUGGGUACCAUAGAUGUGGAGGGCAGAGAAAGGGGGGGAAAGAUACCCGAUUGUUACUUGAAAACCUCCACAGCCCACUACCUGAGGUAUCUGUUUUUCGCAUCGACGGAUCGUUUCCUUCUUUCUCGCCGGAGGGUGAUCGAAUUGCUUUUUUAGAUCUCCAAGGCCUUAAUGUCAUGAACCUGGACGGGUCGGGCCGUCACCGUGUCUAUUCCGGAACACUGUUCGGAACUGCAUGGGAUCCAGUAAGAAAAGGGGUAAUAUACACUAGCGCUGGACCCUAUUUUGCUCCCGUGGGCAACGAAGUAGACGUGAUAUCCAUCAACAUUGACGACGACAAAUUGAGCCACAAAAAGUUGACGGGGGGGACCGAGAACAACGCCUUCCCGUCACCUUCGCCAGACGGGAAGUGGCUUGUUUUCCGAUCGGGUCGGUCGGGUUACAAGAACCUGUACAUAAUGGACGCUGUAAAUGGAGAGAAGGGCGGGCUUUACAGGCUUACCGACGGGCCAUGGGAUGAUACGAUGGCAACCUGGUCCCCCGAUGGUGAUUGGAUUGCCUUCUCAUCGGAUCGGGAAAACCCGGGUUCUGGGAGUUUCGCAUUAUACAUGAUCCACCCGAAUGGAACGGGGCUCAAGAAGCUACUGGACAGCGGGUCGGGUGGACGAAUCAACCACCCGUGUUUUAGCCCAGACGGAAAUAGCAUCGUGUUUACAUCAGACUACGCCGCCUUGUCGGCCGAACCAAUCUCCAUCCCUUCUCAGAUGCAGGCCUUCGGCGAAAUCUUUACGAUAAGAUUGGACGGUUCUGGAUUGAGCAGAAUUACCCAUAACCCGUAUGAGGACGGGACGCCGACCUGGGGACCCGUUUCCAUGAGAGCAGCCGACGUGCAGCAAGCGGUUGAUGAAGAAUGCAACUUCAGCGACAGUUCUUGGCUCAGUGCCGCCAGGCCCUCCGCCGCAGUAAGAGGGCAGUGCAGUGGAAUAUCGGCAAGAAGCCAGUAACUAGUAAGGACUGUUUCGUAAUUAUCAGAAAGAAUUAUGUAAAGAAAGAGUCUCGAACUUUUAAUGUAUUUGUAUUGUAGUUGUAUUGUGUAGUGUAGUGUAGUGUAAUUGCGCUUGUGCCGUCGAGGCAUGUAAUUAAAAGUUUCUUCAGUUCCUAUAUAAAAACAGUCUCUAUUAGUUGUAUUUUGUAAAGUAUCAUCACAAAUUAAAUGGUUCAGAUAGCAUUUCCAUUGUGCAAUUGGAAGUUGAGCUGAGGAAAGAGAGAUCU
Molecule: messenger RNA, 2457 nt
Organism: Diospyros lotus (date-plum)
Lineage: Eukaryota; Viridiplantae; Streptophyta; Magnoliopsida; Ericales; Ebenaceae
Exons: 1
Coding region: 60-2189 (709 amino acids)
Source: RefSeq, a predicted model, not a curated record